Messenger RNA from Asterias rubens (European starfish), 892 nucleotides. RefSeq lists its product as uncharacterized. The record is from RefSeq and is a predicted model, not a curated record. Bases 31 to 531 code for a protein of 166 amino acids. The transcript has 2 exons. Lineage: Eukaryota; Metazoa; Echinodermata; Asteroidea; Forcipulatida; Asteriidae.
CUUGCUAGCAUCUUGAGCUUGAGGGGGGAAAUGUGCUCGACGAUGGUCACUGUUGCUCCCGGGGAGGAAGGGAAGCCACUGACGGCUAAGGCAUUCGCUGAGUUUACCGCUAAGUGCCGAAAGGACAGAAACAAAGUGACGUUGAAGCCGGUGACUACAAAACAGCCAUCGGUCACCACUACAAUUUCGUCAUUAACAACUUCGGUGCCACCUUUGACCACCGAAAUUCCGUCAACGACAGCAGAACCACCGUCAACAGCAACUUUGAUGCAACCACCGACCACCAAUUUUCGACAAACGACACUAACGACAAAGGUCUCAACCACACCCUUGGCAACACCAUGCUUCUCGAUACAGACAAAAUCCAAUGGCGUAAAACGAAUCCCCGAAAGUCGAGACUUCACAUCAUAUCCCGUGGUUCUGCUUUUUACUCUCCAGAACCCUGCCAGCAAUUUGAUUGAGCUACGUUUUAUGGAUGCUGGUGGAGAUGAAAUAUACACUAUGCGUAAGUUUCCAUGUUUAUUUAGCUAAUUUGGGUUGUUUCCGCGGCGCAUGGUUCGCCUUUGGAAUAAAUGUAGUAAUUUGGUACAAGACGAUUUUGCUGACAAUCUCUCACUCCUUCCUCCCCGCCGCGCACACUACGAUCGUCUUGCACCAAGACUACAUUUUUCAGAACGUAGCGAGAACGAGUUCGGUGUGAUGGGGGUACUAUGAAGAGUAUGGUGAAAUCGGCGGCAGUGCCCUUUAAAGAAACCCACCAUAUUCAAUUCUUAUGAGAUAUUCGCUUUUUUUUUCUUCCAGAGGUGAGAAGAGGGACCAAAGAUUCAACUAUCGAAUCUGCAGCUGCAGUAUUUAAUACCGAAUUCGACGCGUCGAUUAUGUUUCGGAUGUC